Colletotrichum phormii is the source of this 606-nucleotide messenger RNA. RefSeq lists its product as uncharacterized. The coding region runs from base 40 to 567 and encodes 175 amino acids. The record is from RefSeq and is a predicted model, not a curated record. NCBI's taxonomy places the organism in Eukaryota, Fungi, Ascomycota, Sordariomycetes, Glomerellales, Glomerellaceae. The transcript has a single exon.
UUGUAAAGUCAGACGACUAGUGUUUGUACUUUUGUAUUGAUGCGGAAAAUCAAGCUGGGGCAAAAACAACUCCUCCAUCAUGUGUACUCUCUCAUCUAUGUUCUGACAGAAACAUCUCUUUCCCAGGAGAACAAGACAAUGCCUACUGCCACUUGCCUCGUUCCCUGUUCUCCAUUUGCCCCAAGCGUACGAACAGAAAGACCAAAACAAUGUCUCGGAGCAAAAACCCGCAGUGAGAAAUACAAUUACAAUACAUUUGAGAACCCCAGAAUGCCGCCCCGUAAACGCCUUAAAAGCCAAAAGCAAGGUUUGAACCGGCCGAUUGCCGAGCCAGGUAUAAUAUGCAUAGAAUGCUUGGGGAAGGGGGAGAGAGAGAAUGCGCCCCAAGGGACCCGUUCAUCAUCAUCGUCAUCAUCGCCGUGUCAUGGACAUCAUGCCGGUCAAAGCCGGCUUCCACCCGUAAACACCAUCCCAGUUUGCCGCAAUCUCCGAGGUUACCAGAACCCAACGCCAAUUCAUGCAGAACAACAUGGACCGGUCGUGAUCAUUAUCAUCAUAAGUGGUUAGUAAGUAGUCGGUCUGAGUCCCGUGGUCCAAAAGAGAGAC